This is a messenger RNA of Cottoperca gobio, 853 nucleotides long. It is a transcript of the gene txnl4a, whose product is annotated as thioredoxin-like 4A. The record is from RefSeq and is a predicted model, not a curated record. The transcript has 4 exons. Gene Ontology annotation, cellular component: U5 snRNP; spliceosomal complex; U4/U6 x U5 tri-snRNP complex. Gene Ontology annotation, biological process: mRNA splicing, via spliceosome. NCBI's taxonomy places the organism in Eukaryota, Metazoa, Chordata, Actinopteri, Perciformes, Bovichtidae. The coding region runs from base 33 to 617 and encodes 194 amino acids.
AACCACGUUGUGUCCACACUGUCGCUUGUUUGAUGACGCUAUUGCGUACGCACAACGUAACAUUUACGAAAAGGUACACAGCAGCAGGAGGUUACGGGGUUUUUCGUAAUAUUAGAGUCAACAAGCUACGUUUUUCAAUACGCAUUCCCUUUUAUUUUGAGCUUGGGAAUCGACCGCUUAGGAUCAAGAUGUCGUACAUGCUACCACAUCUCCACAAUGGCUGGCAGGUCGACCAAGCCAUCCUGUCUGAGGAGGACCGAGUCCUCGUGAUCCGCUUUGGACACGACUGGGACCCAACGUGCAUGAAGAUGGACGAAGUUCUUUACAGCAUCGCUGAAAAGGUGAAGAACUUUGCAGUCAUUUAUCUGGUGGACAUCACAGAAGUGCCCGACUUCAACAAGAUGUACGAAUUGUACGACCCCUGCACCGUCAUGUUCUUUUUCAGGAACAAACACAUCAUGAUAGAUUUGGGCACCGGCAACAACAACAAGAUUAACUGGACAAUGGAGGACAAGCAGGAGAUGAUUGACAUUGUGGAAACAGUGUACAGGGGAGCACGAAAAGGAAGAGGUCUGGUGGUGUCUCCAAAGGAUUACUCUACAAAGUACAGAUAUUAAUCCUUUUUUUUCUCCAACGUUUUUGAGGAGUUUGUUUUUUAUCUCCUUACAUUUUGUGACGCGACACAGAGACUACAAGUUACAGAAGGAAGAUCUUUUUUAACAUUUUUGUUUUUGCCAGUGUGUUGAUUUAUGCCAUUUGUGUUUUUUGAGUGUUAUUCAAUUUCUUCAACAACAACACAACGUCUUCAUAUGUUGUAAUAAACAUGGAUGGAUAUUUACAUACAUCAUUUGUU